AAGGGUAGAAAGGGCCGGGCGGGGGGCGCGCAGCGGCAGAGCGGAGCGCAGGGCCCACGCUGCCGGCAUGGCUCUGGAUUUCCUGGCGGGAUGCGUCGGCGGUGCUGCUGGUGUGCUGGUGGGACACCCCUUUGACACUGUUAAGAUGACAGAUAAGCCUCAUCACGGGAGAGUUACCUAGUAAGUAUAGCCCAGGUGAACACUUCUGUUUCUCUCAGUCUUAAUUUAUUCCCAAAUGUAUUAGCUCAAGUAAAGAACUGAAAGACUUAUGAAGCUUUUUCCCUUUUUAAUUUUAAACUGAUGUGUCCCUCUUCUACAGCUAUGGCAUGGAGGGAGUGGGGUUUAAAUAUCCCCUUUUUUUUUUUAAUGUAGAUUUAUUCUGAACCUUCUUUCUGCUAUGCAUUUCUGGCUGUAUACACCCCCACACACAGUGCCUCUAAAACCAAAUCUCAAGCACACUGCUGUUGAGGUCUUAUCUACUACAUAUUCUUGGAUGAUGUUUUCAUUGCUCAAAUACUUCUGAAGUCACUGAUUUCCCACAUUAUGAAAUGCUUGGACUGUCCUGAGGAUGUAGUGCUUUGGGUUUAUUUAGUCUUGAGUGCCUUUAUGCAAGUCUUCAGUGAUGUGAAGUUACUUGGUGUUAUUACUGGACCAAAAACCUUAGUAACAGUGUUUUCCCAUAAGAAGGGAAGCUAGGUUAUUGGGCAAUGAAGGGAACAGGUGGAUAAACUUUGACCAAGAUUCAUCUUUCCUAUAGUUGCACACACUAAGGGUCUUGUUGAAUGUGGCAUUAACUCACAUGAAAAUGCAAAUUUUAUGUGCACUCAUUGCCAUAAAUGGCAGUUUGCUGAUGUGGGUACCUUUGUGUGACCAGCACUGUGCUCAAGAGAAAGAGGAUUUUCAUUCUUAGACCUGGGGAGUCAGUAUUCUGAAUAUUCUACCCUACAGCAAAGCUUAAUUGGUUAAUAUUUCAUAAAUUAUUUAGACAAAAAUAGAGGGAGCUGUAUGCCACUAGGAAAUUCAGCCCAUAGAUAUGGCUAAUUUUAAACUAUUCAGCACAAGCAGAAAAGAUAAAGUAAGAAGGUUUCUAAGCUGCAAAACCCCCAAAGCCAUUAUGUGUGGAAGUCACAGACAAGGUUUGAAACAAUGACAGUAAAUUUUAAGUGGAGUAAAACCUUUGUUUGUGCAAUUGUGACAGCUUGUUAAGAUUUGCCUUUGCUUGGGGACCUGCUUUAACAGUUUUGACAGUCUGUCUGCCCCCAAAAGUCAGUUGAAGUGACAGAAUUUAUUUUCUUUGAAUCCUACUGUAAGCCUGCUUUUAAUGCUGAGAUGUUGCAAGGCCCAAGGUGAUCUCAGCCUCCCACUAUGGCUAGCAUACACUAAGGUACAUGCUAAAACAACACUGAAAACUAAAGUUCUGAUUUACAAAGCAUGAAAUAACACGCUGUAGGAAAAACACUAAAACUGUCAAUUUCUUUUUGCUUUGAGGAAAGCUAACCUGAAUAUAGGAUUGUGACACACCACCUCCAUAAACUGAAACCACCUCCAUAAAUCUAGACACACAUAUGACAGUCUUUCAUUGCUGUGGUGGUGGGUUUUAUUACUUUAGGCAACCAUGAAAAAAAAAAAAUUAGGUUCAGGAAUCUUUCACAUAGAUGCAUUUUUUUUUCCUUUUGCUCAGAAUAAGAGACUGAAGCUUUUUGCCCUGGAGUUUGCUGCCCAGCACCAUUACAGGGUUGAUAAGCUUCUUUUCUGAAGAUCAUUGCAUCCCUCCAUGCAGAGAUCAAACACAAAUUUAUAACUUUAUCAAUCCAGUGAAAUCAACUGAUUUAAUUGAGUGUAGAGCUUUGUCUGAGUGUAGAGCUUUGUCUGAGCUAGGUAGAACUGAGACUUUUAAAGUGUGCUGAGGGCAAAUAAGCAUGAAAAAAACAGAAGUGAAAUUUUCCAUUAUAGGUUAAAAAGCAUCCAGAAAAGGGAUCUCCUAAGAGCAGCAGCUGCAAUAGCAUUUAUCUAUCCAGCAGAAUAUACUGUUUCAGUUUUGGAAAAGUUAAUUGAUUGCUAGCAUUUAAAGGUUUGAAGCAGCUACACCCUCACCAAUUGCUUGCAUUCAGCAGGCUAAAAAACUAAAACAGACUAAAAUUUAAAAGGACAAAUGGCUUUUUACUCCUUCCCUUUACUCCUGCCCAGCUACCCUCUGGGGGAAAAAAAAAUCAGAUACCAAUGAAUGGACACAAAUCUGGCAUUUAGAAACACUAUGGGUAUUGUAGAAAGAUUCCAUCCCUUUAAAAUUAUCCUAAUCUCAUGCUUGACUUGCAAAUAAUUUUUUAAUUAAAUGGUCUCAGGUUUGCACAGGUAUUCCUUAGUGUGAACAGAAGUAUUCUUGGCAGAUAAAGAAAGUCCCUAUUGUAGCCUGUACUGGAAAGCAUCUGUUUGAAAUUCUAGAUGUCAAUGUAUCCUUCCACUUAGUGGUUUGCUAAUAGUUCCAAGAAGUUAAUGAUCCUCUUCCCCUCAUGUUUUCACCCCCUAACUUAAUUGAAAACACAAGAUUAUUCAAAUUCUUGUGCCACCUAUGGCAUUCCAGUGUCCAGCCUGUGCUCUUGCAUAUGCAUUGCUAUAGAAAAUCUCCACAUAGGUACAAGACAGUAGCUUACCCUUUAGGCUGUUCCUGAUGUACAAAUUGGUGUCUCACACAACUUUUUAUAGGUCCGCCUGCAAGUUCAAAAUGUAGAGAAACCUCUCUACCGUGGAACUUUCCAUUGCUUUCAGUCCAUCAUAAAGCAAGAAUCUGCUUUUGGACUCUAUAAAGGGAUUGGGUCACCAAUGAUGGGACUUACGUUCAUUAACGCGCUGGUGUUCGGCGUGCAAGGAAACACCCUUCGUGCUCUGGGCAAAGACACUCCUCUGAACCAGUUCCUGGCAGGGUCAGCAGCUGGGGCCAUCCAGUGCAUCAUCUGCUGUCCCAUGGAGCUGGCAAAGACAAGGAUGCAGCUUCAAGGAACGGGAGAAUACAAACUGAAAACGAAGAACUACAAAAAUUCUCUGGACUGUUUGAUCAAAAUCUAUCAGAAGGAAGGGCUGAGGGGCAUCAACAGGGGCAUGGUCUCUACCUUCAUAAGAGAAACUCCAAGCUUUGGCUUUUACUUCCUCACCUAUGACUGCAUGACUCGGUAUUUGGGCUGUGAAGCUGAGGACAGUUACGUUAUUCCCAAGCUACUGUUUUCCGGGGGGAUGUCGGGCAUUGUGUCCUGGCUCUCCACCUACCCCAUGGACGUGAUCAAGUCGCGGCUCCAGGCCGACGGCGUCGGGGGCGUCACGCAGUACAGCGGCAUCCUGGACUGCAUCCGCAAGAGCUACCACGAGGAGGGCUGGAGGGUGUUCACCAGAGGGCUCACCUCCACGCUUCUCCGUGCUUUUCCUGUCAAUGCAGCCACCUUUGCCACCGUCACUGUGUUCCUGAUGUACAUGAAGUCAGAGGACAACCUUCCUGAAUGUGAGCCGGCUCCGGUAAUCCCUCAGCCUUCCAGUUUGUGAGCCUUCUCUCCUUGUUCUCCCCAUCCAAAGCCCAGCUGGUUGGGUUUGUGAAACACGAACACUUGACCCCCACAGGUAGUAUAGAUUUAUGCUAUCUGUAUAAAGGAUUCCUAACUGUAUCAAAUUAGGAUUUCAUCUCACUACUUGUAUAUGCAGCAUUUUGCCUUAUUCAGGACUCCACAUUUAAUAGUAUUCAAGUAAGAGGGGGACCUGCCCUUAGAAAGUUGCUGUUGUAGCUCCAGAAGAAGCUCUGGAGAGUGUUCUAGCACCAGAAAUCAAGUUGUGUUUCACUCAGGUUCUGAAUGACUGAGUUGAGUUGAAUGCAGAAAUGUUUUCAUGAAAGAAAUACUCAUUUGGUAUGUGACAGAAGUCAGUGUACUCCUCUAAGUUGAAGAAGGGGAAAGAAGUUUAGUGGUGGAGGCAUUUUGCAGGUAACCCUGAACUGUAAAAGCAUGGACUAGCAUUCAGCUAGCCCUGUAUUUUAGUUUUCCUUUGCUUUUAUAUGUCAAUGGUUUUAGUAGCAACUUUGUUCAUACUGAUUUGUAAAAACAAACAAAAAUAUUUGUACCUAGGUUACUCCCUGACCUUUCAGCUUUGAAUAAAUGUGUUAAGCACAAAGUCAGCAUCUGCACUCAAAUGCACUUGUUCCUUAAAUCUCAAGGCUUGUAAGGACUCAAAUCUAGUAGGACUGGUGUUGUUUGCCCUCACCUCUUUCUCAUUUGGUGGGUGCACAGACUGCAUUGAGCAGUUCAGUCUAAUGGACUUUGUUCUCUGAAGUUAAUGCAACUUUGCACCACUUCUCCCAACAUGCCCCAUAGCAGCCAGUGAUGUACAGAAGUCAAAGUCCUGCCUGUGGUAUUGCACAAAAUGUUUUUGGGUGCAAUGUUGGCUUAGCAGCCUGAAGUAUCUUAGAAACACGUACAUAUCUAGGACUGGAGGUUUCAUACCUUUCCAGAAAACAGCGGUGUAAGUGUCUGAAAUGGUUACUGUUCAAUACACUUGCAUUAUGAAUUUAAACAAUACUGAUUUUUAUGUAUUUAGUUACAGUGCUUUUUCAGUGGAAAGAAGACUGAAAAGUGUUUUAGAGAAUUUUCUUGUUACAUUAAUCUGUUGUAUUUUUUUUUUCACCAGUCUGUUCAAGAAGAAUUGAAUUAGCCAAAGAGCUACAAACAGUUAUUUAAGAUUUGAGCUAAAAGCUACACAUAUUUGGCACAGAGAGCCAGGAAGAAGGACUGUAUAUGUGUGAGCAAUGUUUUAAAACAUAUCAAACUAGUAAGUACAACUUGUUACACUUUUGGUUGGGACAAGUGCAAUAUGUGUUUAAUAUAUAUGAAUUUUCUAGAGAAGCGUUAUUUCAUAGCAUUUUGCACUGUAACAAAAUAUGCUGGAGAAACCUGUAAAAUUGGUAUGUCUUUUUAUACCUUGAAGGUAUGGUGGAUGUUUUAGUGCCUACUUGCACUGAGAUUCAAAUUGAAUGUUAAAUCUGUCUACUAAGCUGCCUAUGCACAACAAAUCACAGCAAAGACCAUUUACACCUUUGUACAGAAGUAUAUCAAUUCUUGUGUAUAUAUAUUGAGGGAAUAAAUUUUUUUAAAAUUUUGCCUUUGA
Messenger RNA from Serinus canaria (Common canary), 5139 nucleotides. RefSeq names its product solute carrier family 25 member 29 (gene SLC25A29). NCBI's taxonomy places the organism in Eukaryota, Metazoa, Chordata, Aves, Passeriformes, Fringillidae. The record is from RefSeq and is a predicted model, not a curated record. The coding region runs from base 2821 to 3531 and encodes 236 amino acids. Gene Ontology annotation, biological process: mitochondrial L-ornithine transmembrane transport. Gene Ontology annotation, cellular component: mitochondrion. The transcript has 4 exons. Gene Ontology annotation, molecular function: high-affinity L-arginine transmembrane transporter activity.